Messenger RNA from Carya illinoinensis, 1661 nucleotides. RefSeq lists its product as uncharacterized. The transcript has 7 exons. NCBI's taxonomy places the organism in Eukaryota, Viridiplantae, Streptophyta, Magnoliopsida, Fagales, Juglandaceae. The coding region runs from base 245 to 1381 and encodes 378 amino acids. The record is from RefSeq and is a predicted model, not a curated record.
UGUUUAUACUUGGCGAAGAAGGAAUCGGAGACCCAGAAGCUUAGCAGCAGCAGCAGUUCUCGGCGGAAACGACCCGAACCACAAGAAGGGAAAAGAGUGGUACUCGCCUGCUCGGUACUCACCCUUCGCAAGCCUUGUCAAGCGGAAUGGGAAUUUUCUAGUAGUCUUGUUCUGUGAUCGGAGCAACAAAACCAGAUUCUCGGAAACCCUUUGUAUUCUCUUCACAAAACUGGUCCUUUGAAAGAUGAUGCUUCAAUUCCCUGACCCGGUGAAGCUCAAAACCAGGAAGCUUGUGUUUGAGGAGGCGUAUGCAGCACGUGACUCUGCUACGCUUGAGCAAUUGAAGGAGCUUAGCUCUAAGCGCAGAGUGAUUGAGGAGUUCAUCAACGAGAGCAGCUCCAUCACGGAAGCCAUUGCACGAGAAAUGUCUGGAGGAUUGACAUCCCAAGUUCAGCAGGACCUGCAAAGGCUAGAAGGGUAUCUUCCAUUAUUGGAGAAUUUGAUUUUCCACAUAGAUUUAAUUGGUAGCAAUGGCCAGAUGGUGCGAUGGACUUCAGAUCUGAAGAUACGAUGGAGUAGUGCGCUGAGCUCAUCUUCUUUCUUCAACCUUCUGGGCCCAAAAUUUUUUCAAAUUGAUAACUUGCGAUUUGAGCUUGGUAUGACCCUUUUUCUUUAUGGUGCAAUCCUUCGAGAGAGGGCUUCGGAAGUCCUGCCAACAGAUUUGGUGCAAUCUGCCACCUUCUUCAGAGAAGCUGCUGGAGUAUAUCAUCAUCUGGCUAAUGAGGUUCUUCCCUCUUUAGGACCUGCAUUGCCUGCAGAAAGGCCACCAGAAGCCUUCUCAUCUGUAUCCACUGUCAUGAGCCUCAUUUGUUUGGCAGAGGCCCAGGCAGUAACCAUCAGGAAGGCUGAAGAAAAAGGCACUGCUAUAGGCCUCUUGGCAAAGUUGCACCAUGGUGUUACACAGUUACUCGAUGAAGCCAAUGGUCUUUUAAAUACAAGUAGUGAGUGCAGAGAUAUUUCAUCUCGCUUAGUGGAAUUUAUAUUGUCAUGCAAAUCUCUGCACGAGUUAAGAAGUCAGAAAUAUCUUGCUGGAACUCUGAAGAUUGCUGGUCAAGUUGGGGUUGCAGUUGGAGUUCUUCGUGUUGCAGUGAUCAACGUCCAAAAGAAGAUUCCAGGUGAAGAGUCAUGGAAAUCAGUGUUCCGAAAGGAAAUUGAUGAUGCUUCUGAAAUGCUCAGGAAAUUCGAGCAUGAGAAUGAAUUUGUCUGGCAUGAGAAGAUUGCUACUGGUGAUGAGUUGCCAUUACCCCAAGGUAACAAAAUUGUGAGUUUUAUACCUUACAUUCCCAAAAGAUGGGAGAGAGAACUUGCGUUCAAGAUAUAAAUGUUCAUUGAAGUGUUUGUACUGUCUUUGUUCCCUGGUGAAGGUUAUCAAGCUUCUAGCUUUGCAUUUGCCAAGGGUUUGCUUGGCAAUUGAGUUGUAUGGACUAAGAUUGUUAUGUAAAUUAUAACCUUUUACUUGUCUGUUCUCUGUCUCUCCUCAAUUGUUGCACACUGAUGGGGAAUCACUCGUAGCAUGUAUGCUUUUAAUCCAAAUCCUUGAUAUAAGUCAAAGGAUGACUUUGUGAGAGAGAUGGAAAUAUAUUUAUUUGAGUUUUUCUGCA